This is a messenger RNA of Microdochium trichocladiopsis, 1997 nucleotides long. RefSeq names its product putative long-chain-fatty-acid-CoA ligase. Bases 37 to 1728 code for a protein of 563 amino acids. The transcript has 3 exons. Gene Ontology annotation, molecular function: medium-chain fatty acid-CoA ligase activity. The record is from RefSeq and is a predicted model, not a curated record. NCBI's taxonomy places the organism in Eukaryota, Fungi, Ascomycota, Sordariomycetes, Xylariales, Microdochiaceae. Gene Ontology annotation, biological process: fatty acid metabolic process.
AGGCCGGCAGUCAGGACCCAGAACCAAACUCUGUCAAUGCUUCACGGUCCAGUAGAUCCUCCAUUGGUAGAUCUCACGCUCGGCGAGCUUCUCGACCUCCAGUGCCAGCAUCAUGGCUACCAAGAAUGCAUUGUCACGCCGUGGACGGGGGCUCGCUGGACUUACAACGAGCUCAACCAGCAGAGCUCGCAGUUGGCAAGGAGCUUGAUGGCCUUGGGUAUCGGCACCGGAGACCGAGUUGGCAUCAUGGCCGGCAACUGCGAGCAGUACGCAGCUGUCUUCUUUGCCGUUGCUCGGAUUGGCGCAAUCCUGGUCAUCCUCAACAACACGUACACCCCAACAGAGGCGCAGUACGCCUUGAAGUUCACAGACUGCAAAGUGUUCUUCACGACCAAGAAGAUUGGCAAGAUUGACAAUUCGAAACUGCUCGCGGAGUUGAGUGCUCAGCAGCAAGAGCCGAAGAAUGCGAAGCAGCAGCAGAGCAGCCCGAACGUUGUCAUUCUACGCGGCGAUGCUAGCGGCUAUCCCACAUAUAACGACUUGAUCAAGCAAGGCCGCCGUGUAAGCAACGGCCAUCUGUAUCGCCUCAGUCGAAAGGUGCUGCCACACAAUGUUUGCAACCUGCAGUUCACAAGCGGAACGACGGGGCUCCCCAAAGCCGCCAUGCUGACCCAUCACAACAUUGUCAACAAUGCGCGAUUCAUUGGUGAUCGGAUGCGCCUGACCCCGGAAGACAUCCUGUGCUGUCCGCCACCGAUGUUCCAUUGCUUCGGCUUGGUCCUCGGCAUGAUGGCAGUCAUUACACACGGGGCCAAGAUUGUCUACCCGGAGGAGACAUUCGACCCGGCUGCUGUGCUGAGAGCGAUUUCCGACGAAAGGUGCACAGCGGUGCAUGGAGUCCCAGCGAUGUUCGACACAAUCUUCAACCUCCCUCUGCCAGAAGGAUUCGACUGUAGCAAUCUCCGGACCGGAAUCGUGGCUGGAGCUCCUGUGCCGCGGUAUUUGAUGGAACUUAUGGUUGACCGUUUUGGCAUGACCGAGUUUACGAGCAGCUACGGCUUGACUGAAGCGUCACCUACUUGCUUCAAUGCCUUUACAGAUGACGCCAUCGAGCAGCGGUUGGCGACUGUGGGAACGCUGAUGCCACAUGCGCGGGCCAAGAUUGUUGACCACGAGGGCAACAUCGUGCCUGUUGGAUGCCGGGGCGAGCUCUGCAUUGCAGGAUACCAGCUGCAAGCGGGUUACUGGAACAACUCGGAGAAGACGGCCGAGGUUAUGAUACACGAUGAGGCUGGAGUGCUGUGGCUGCACACUGGAGACGAGGCUGUCUUCACAGACGAUGGGUACUGCACGAUUACCGGGCGUUUCAAGGACAUCAUCAUCAGAGGUGGCGAGAAUAUCUACCCGCUCGAGAUCGAAGAGCGAUUGAUGGCGCACCCCAGCAUCAGCCAAGCGAUUGUCACCGGCUUGAAAGAUGCCCACUACGGCGAGGUCGUUUGCGCGUUCUUGAACAGCGAGUCGGCGGAGAAACGUCCCACCAUCGAGGAGGUGCGUGACUGGGUCAGGCAGGAGCUGGGGCGACACAAGUCGCCAGCACACGUAUUCUGGCUGGGCGAAGACGGCGUGCCAGCAGAUGUGCCACUGACAGGCUCGGGCAAGGUCAAGAAGUUUGAGAUGGCUCGAUUCGGCGAGGAAAUCCUGCGCAAGAGGCGACUCGAGAAGCUCUGAUGGGGUCGACGAUCCGCGUUGGCGUCCAGACAAGAAGCACACUAGAUUGGAAUUAUAGACAAGACACUCAGGCGAUCUCUCAAUGGUCUGGCAUCAUGGGGCGUAGUGAGAACUAGGUAGACCAAAGGCACCGCACGGUCUUGUGGUUGAGCACUGCCCCGCACCACCGUUUGUUCAGAGUCCAUCCACGAGCGUGCUUGCCCCAGAGAGACUGCCACGUGCGUGCACUUGUCCUGGAUGCCAUAGGGAUGGGGCGCCCGCCCAUAACG